AUGAACAGAGACUGGGUGAUUGAACAAGGCGCUCAAACAAGCAAAACCCCAACAUGCCUGCUACUCAAAUCAGAUGUGUCAUUUGACUUAUUUGGUUAUGAAGCGAUGGAAAAGUACAGCAAUCUUCAAGAUGAAAGAGAAGAGAAAGAUCAUCUCUUUUUCAAACAUUUUAAAAUGACUCUUCAAAAUGAGGAGGUAAGAAUGAGCCCCACUGAUUAGUUUCAAAGAUAAAUUAUUAAAGACAUAAACCGCACUUCCUAUUGGUUUAAGGCGUGAUUACCCGCGCAAGAUGUUGGGAAAACACGAGGAACGUUUGUGAAUCGCGAGUUGGAUGCCAGUCUAUUUCCAUUGAAACAUUUUGAUAGACUUUAAUAUUCUAUGGGUUAGCCGGUGCAAUAAACGGUUUUUGACAAACCAGGGUGCCUGUAGUAUCUCAGUGAUACUUUUCACGUUCUAGAACGAAAAAGAGAGCACACAAAAGCCCGAAAGGAGUUGCUUGAAAGAAUUUUCUUUUUCUUUUUUUCUUUUUUUAAUUUAGUAUUGAACAAAGUAUUGAACAUAUCGUUUGAUCUCGUUGAUUUCCACAAAGACGUUUACAAGAUGCUUACUUAAUGCCAACGUAAGAAGCGCUGGCUCGACCUUAGCCCUGAUAGAUAGAUAGACUAUAAGUCCACCAUAGCUGUCAGGUUCAACCGUACAAUUGCUGAUCUUGAAGGACUUUGUCAUGGCGAAAGCAUGGGUAUAAAAUUUCAAUUCCGUCAUCUUUAAUCGUAUCAUACGCAUUUAUCUUCGUCAUCCUUAAAUAUUUGGUUCAUCUGAAGUUUCUUAGAAUCGCUUCUUUGCUAAGGUGAUUGCAAAAAAAUAUGGCGGCCUUUUUUCCCUUUAAACACUGGGUUCAUUCUCUUCUAGAGUCUUGACAGCAGUCAGCAGACAGGAGAUGAUCAUUUCAGUCCAGACGAUGUCCAAUGGGUUCUAACUGUUCCGGCAAUAUGGACUCCAAGUGCAAAGCAGUUUAUGAGAGAAGCAGCUUAUCAUAUCUUAUCCAGUUUGAAAUAAAUGCCCCCAAAUCUUGAAAUCUGGGCGUGCUCACAACUUUACAUGUGUAUUUAGGCGAGCCAAUCUCAUGGCAAACAUGGUCAUAACAUUUAAUAGGGCAUGUUUAUUUUCAUCGGCUUUACUACAUCUUUCAGGUUUGUAUUUAGGUUUGCUAUCUAAAUUAAAAAGUCUGUCUUUUUUCAAAGGCUGGUGUGGGAUCACCAGAGAAUCCUGAUCAACUGAUGAUGCUUUGGAGCCAGAAGCGGCUGCAAUUUUCUGUCAAGAGAAACAUUUCAGUGAUUUUCAGGCGGAAGUUGGUAGUAGACCUGCGGAUGGCAUACUAUCACAAAUUAACACACACUACGUUGUCGUGGACAUUGGAGUUAUGUAACUCAAGUUAACACGCUGAGAACGUAGCAGUUAACGUAUAACAUCAUCGUUCACUAUAAUUUUUUUAACUUACAGAUUAAGGACACGAGUAGAUAAAAUGCAAAGAUUCCAUUAAUUGACUGCUACAUUAUAUCGUCAUCCUCUAUGGUAGUUAGGGAAAGAGUUUUUUUAGGACUAAAAUACUAUCUGCCCACUGCCCAUAAGACAAUUUUCACAAAGACCGCAUGAGCUUAAUUCAACCCUGAAUAAGCUAAAUACGUGGUCCUAGACAUCAUUCAGGUAAAUAUAUUUAUUUACAUCAUUAUUGCGCAUAAGUAUCACAUAUCGACAUUCCUAUCCUCGAAAUGUGUAGUAGGUUGAAAAUUCGAAUUACUUAUCAGAAGGUCGUCGGUUCGACGCCCAGUGGGAGCACUCCAAGCUUUUUUUUUUUUUAGAAUAUUUUUUUUGUCAUUCACUGAAUAACAGUUUUCUUCACGUAAACCACCAAGCUUAAAAAUUAUGCAUCAUUAAGCGAAGCAAUGCUGUUGAUUAUCAACAAGCCAAAUGGUUCGGAGUCAUACCCCUAUGAAUUAGGGUUGCGCUGGAAUUUCCAACCGCGAACGUAAAAGAAUCUAUCACAAAAAGUUGCAUAGCUUUGGAAUACACGAAAACUUAAAAUGGGAGCAAUAGGUAUUUAGUAUUGCCAGUGCCUCAUAUUCUGCGAACACUGCACAAACUGUGACCACCGCAUGGGCAAAAAGGCUUGUAGAUUCUUUUAAUACUCUACAAGGACUUGAGAGUCCUAUCCAAACUCUACUACUGUUUUUCGGUUUAUUGACCCUCGCCAGCCAACCUGCCAGAACACCUUCGAAAGGUCCAAAUCGAUCGCCGCAAAUUUUGUCCAUAGAAUAUUUAACAAUUACUCGCCUCAGGCUCGGUAAAUAUCAUGAUUAAUAAUUUCCGAGACAACGUCGAGAGUAUUAUUCAACAAUAUUCAUUCAGCCUGAGGCGAAUAAUUGCUUUGGUAUAACUGCUCAGGAGCUUUCGAAUUCUGCGGUAAAUUCGUUUUGAUGUUGAAACCAUUCUGUUACAAUUGUUUUGGUUACUCGUAUCAAGAUAAGCAGCCAGUUUACACUAGAAUUUAACAGGUUCAUUUAAUUAAAAAAGUUCUCAUAUUUCUUUUGAAAAGUGUUACGCCAAACUUAGUAGCAUCUUUUGUGGUCUUUAGAGUUGUAUUUUCUUUCAUCACGUGUAUCAUUUUCUGCGACACACUAAUAAAACGCGAGGGAGCCUUUAAAAAUUUUGCACCCCUACUUUAAUCACCUCACGCGAGUGAUUCUAGCAAGAAAUGACGCAAUACUCGACCAGUCUGAGCUCGUGCAUCUCUAUAAUCACCGGAGCAAUUAUACUAAACUCACAUAUAUAAAAAGCAUGACUGACGUAUUUGAUUAAAGAAGGUCUCAAAUCAAUGAGAGGAGAGACUUUUAUCAACUCAAAGUAAGAACCAUUCUUUAAAAAUUAAUUUCAGAGGUGAUUAUUGAAAGCUUGGUAGUAAAUAAGUAUUAGCAAAUCUCUUAGGCUAUGUUUUUUUAAUAAUUGAUGUUAGCAUGCUAACCAUUAUCAUCAUUUUUGUUAGUGAUCGUAUUAGUGUUAUUAUUAUUAUAUUUUCGGUAUCAUUAUUGCUACUAUUAUCAUUACUAUUACUACUUUUACCAUCAUUAUUAUUAUCAUCCUGGUUGGAACCAACCCUUUUUUUAAGUUCAACUCUCGUUUGAAGGGGUAAAAAUCCUUACAGUAAACAUACUAGGAAUCACCAAGAAAGUUAUUGGUUGUCCCGUGAAGUCAAUGAUACAUCUACAAUGUAGAGUAAUCGCAAAAAGAUUAACCAUGAUAGGAUAUAAAGUAAGUAUAUAUCAGCUGA
This is a messenger RNA of Pocillopora meandrina, 3325 nucleotides long. NCBI's taxonomy places the organism in Eukaryota, Metazoa, Cnidaria, Anthozoa, Scleractinia, Pocilloporidae. The record is from the annotation of a GenBank genome assembly.